AUGGAUCUUUUGGGAUUUAUGUAUAGCAAUACUCUGUCAACAAGUUCAAUUUCUGGCUUCCUAGAUGUGUUAAUGGUUGCUGAUAAAUUCAAAGCUCCUUCCUGCGUGAAAUACUGUAGCAGAUUGCUGCAGAGAUUGCCUAUAACGUGUGUGUACGCCUUGGUUUUUCUUGAUCUUCCUUCAACUGUUGGGAUGGUUGCAGCAGUUCAGCCUCUCGUCUUUGCAGCUACUCAGUAUUUUACUUGUCGCUAUAACAACUUUAUGAAAUAUAAAAAAGAUUUGUUGAAACUGCCUUGCGCUGUUAUUGAGGUGGUUCUUUCUUGCGACGAUCUCGAGGUGGAUUCCGAGGAUGAUAUUUACGAUUUCGUACUUGAAUGGGUGAAUCUGCAUCACCCAAUAUCGGAUGAACGUCGUUCCAUCUUGGCAAUGAAGCUGAGUGAACACGUACGCUUCCCAUUCAUGUCAUGCAAAAAACUGAGGGAAGUUCUAUCUUGUGGCGAUUUUGAUUCGCUAGUUUCGUCCAAGCUUGUCCUCGGUGCUCUCCUUUUCAAGGUUGACCCUUCGUACAGACAUCAUGCCCUAACAACUGGCAUUCCCAUAAUUGGAAGGGAUUAUAAAUAUAUUCCGAUCACGGUGGUGGAGUUUCAAUCGCCCCGCGAACAAGUUACUGUUUACUUUAACCUGAAACGGGAGGAUUGCACUCGGCGUUUCCCACUUCACCGAAUUUAUUCGCAGUCUUUUGACCUAGCCGGUCAAAGCUGUCUGUUCACUGGACUCAUAAUGAUGCACAUGAUUUUCGCAGCUUUGGGAUGUUCUUGGGGAUGCAUGACGAUAAAUCCUUGUCGUAUGUUUUGGUGGAUUACCAGUUUUUCGCUAAGAUCAAACCGAGUGAAGAAUUUACAAUAA
This is a messenger RNA of Impatiens glandulifera, 906 nucleotides long. RefSeq names its product BTB/POZ domain-containing protein POB1-like. The coding region runs from base 1 to 906 and encodes 301 amino acids. NCBI's taxonomy places the organism in Eukaryota, Viridiplantae, Streptophyta, Magnoliopsida, Ericales, Balsaminaceae. Gene Ontology annotation, biological process: response to red light. The transcript has 2 exons. The record is from RefSeq and is a predicted model, not a curated record. Gene Ontology annotation, cellular component: nucleus.